UUAUUUCAGUGUUUACUAAUUAUGUUAUGUCUGUCUGUCGAACAAUGGCGAUGUUCAACAAAUUUGGUAGAAACUUUUGGACAUAAUACCAAUUUAAGGUAUUACACGUAAAAAUGUUAAUAAUAAUAGUUUUACUAAAAGGUUACAAUUAUUGAGGUUGACUUUUCACUGCGCCCGACUUUCAAUCCUUUCCUUGCCUGAGUGCUGCCUUGUUUGUUUGACUGUUGUCUGUCAAUAUUGACAUUGCAGGGGAUGAAAUAUGACAUUUUCAUUUUUUCUUCUGUUGUGUUGAUACUUGAUAAUUUCCAAACAAAUAAUAAAGUACCAAUAAAUUAUUCAGUAAGUAAAUGAGAAAUAAGAAAUUAGUCACGGUUUCGCUAAAGAAUCAAAUAUGGAUUUACAAGAAUUAGCUGUACUGCAUCAGUUUUGAUUAUGUCUGCACGAAAUUAUUUAUCGGCACGAGAGAAAAACAUAAGUAAACUAAUCGAUUGUUUGCCAAAUAUUAAUCAACAGAAGUUUGGUUACCGUUCUGGACAAGAACUGCCGCCUUUGUCAGCGAACACUAGUAAUUUCGUGAAUCGAAAUUUGAAUUACUCUUUUGAAGUCCAGCCGUAUAUGGUGAAUAGUUUGGAGAGAGCCGGAACACCGUUUUCUGACUUUUUCUCGGAGAGUGAGACAGGAACACCAGAUUUCCAUAGCGAGGAGAGUGAUAGUAGUUCCGGCUCAGCUUUGCGUAGGAGUACAGCAGAAGCAACUAAAACCCUAGCGGCAGAGUGGGAACGGAUUGAGAGGACUCUUUACAAUGAAGAUGGAGAGAAAACCACUAGGCCACAGAUUAUUGAUGAAUGCAAACAAUGGAGGCAGCUGCAUCCUCAGCUCAGAAUCGUCGGUAAAGCGAUACAAUUACCUGAUAAACGAUUAUCGUACAGACAAAUUGAACAUGAUGAGGUCAUUGCGAUGCAUUACAGCGACUACGAAGAGUUUAGCGAGAGCGAGGAGCGGCUGUCACAGAGUAGCACUGACGUCACACCGCAGAACUCGCCCAGAGUUUCCAUCGCUGAAGACUUAUGUGAACAGAAAUUAUCGAGAGAAAAGGUCUCCUUCUACCCGCUGUAUAAUGACGACACAGAUCUACCCGACUCGUUCUGCUCUCUCCUCCAAAUUACGCCGAUACAAAUUCAUAGUCCGUCAUACCGGAAACGACAGAACCCAUCGAUUUUGCGAUCGGAAAUAGCAUCGUCCAGGUGGAUGCGGAACCCCAGACCAGACUCGUCUAUAAAUUGUGAUAGAAACAGUGCUAAGUCUUUUGUUUCCUUAGACACUAGAAAUUAUGGGAAUACGGCUUUGAGUGCAUCAGAACGUAACGCGCUAAUGAAUAAUAGAGUUGUUACUGCCCGCCACAGAGAUUUGGCUAGAUUAGAACCUAUAUGCACACCAGAGAUACCUCAAAAUGAUGUUUCGAGAACAGUGAAUGGUAUUUCGCCUCAUUACAACAUUAGGAAAGUUUCUUUGCCGCCACUCUUAUUAGAGGAAGAGAAGAAAAAAGUUACUAUUGGUUCAGCUAAGAAGCACUACGUUAAAACUAGGAGAGCCGUUUCGAAGACUUUAUUUCAGUUGGAUAGAGGGAAACAUAAUUGACAGGUAUGUGGUAUGUCGAUAAAGAAAUGUGAUCUCUAUUCUUACUAGAAUCCUCAAAACAAGGUUAUGAUUAUUGGUGUUAUGUUGAUAGCAAUGUAAAGCACCAUGGCGGCUUUAGAAUUCUGUGAUUCAACUAAAGAGAAACCUGGAUUAAGACAGCGUGUACUUAUGAUGUUCCCAAAUUCUUUGGGGUCGGAUGGGACGAUCCAAAUUCUGAAAACUAAAAUACGUGUUUGUGAUGUUUAUCGACUGUGCUUUGUAAUGAUUACUUAUUAAUAAAGUCCAGUCAACAUUGACGUGUAGACACUUGUCAACUAUUGAUCUUUUCACACCAAAACUUUACCCUUACUUUUGACCUUGCCUUGUCGAAGUUAGUAUAUUAGUAGUAUUUUUGAUACUUAAAAUCAUGUUUGUUUGUCAUAACUUUUGAAAUUGUUUAAUUAGAAUUUUUGAUCACCACCUUCAUGAUUUAAAUUAUCACAUACGUAGCUUUACAGAUUAUUACAAAAGUAUUUUGAAGAGAUGACAGUAGUGCUAAAAAUGGAGAUAAUUUGUUUUUGUAAAAUUUUUAUGGAGUAGUAUACGGAAAACCAUUUAAUGUAAUUAGAGUAUUUUCUAUCUGAUGUAGAAUCUAUCCUUUGAAAAACUAUUAACACUUUUGGUAGUUACUUGGAUUGGCAAUAAAACAUGUUCUGUACACAGAGUGUGUUUUUUCCUAUCUUUAAUAUUAAAUUAUAUGGCACUAAUUGUAAAGCCACGUGUAGAUAAAGCUAUUGUAAAUAAUAUAGUAGAAUAUUUUUGUAAAAUAAUCUCAUUCAUGACAGGUAACAAACUCGUUCUUAGAUUGAGGCAAUAUUGAAACACUUUUCUAAGCACUAGAAAAUGCGAACCAACUUUAUCUUAGUAUUAAAAAAAGGCUUUAGAGGAGUUCUUUAGUAGAAACAUAUCAGUACGAACUAUGUAUGAAGUACUUGCUUUAAUCUGUUUUUAAUUCAAGUCAGAAAUUUGACCAGUGCUGAUGUCAAACGGCAAAAUAAUGAAACUGUAUUUAACUAGUGAUUGUUUCGAGUACGUUUUUUUAAACCUUUUUUUUGCUUUCAUAGUUAACACUUUAAGCAGCAGUAGUAUUUAUGAUGCAAUGGGUAACAUGAAAGGGCAAAAAGUGCUCCUUUUUGCCCUUUCAUGUUCACACUUGAAAUGUCAAAUCACUGACUCGAAUGAAAAUGGAGUGAACAAUUUAGUAUGCUUUUUGGUUGUACUAAAGAACUCUUCUCAAAACUAACAUAAUUAAAAACCAUCCAUUACGAUUCAUUGCGGUCUAGUCUUUAUACUUUUAGGUAUACCAAAUGAAUUUGUGAUUAAAUGUUGUGUUUUGUAGCACGAUUUUUCGAAUGUAAAUAGGUACAUGUUUAGUUGUUUGUUUCAGUUGAGAUUUGAAUGCUAUGACACUAUGAAUAUAUUUUGUAUUAAAAGUA
Molecule: messenger RNA, 3113 nt
Organism: Trichoplusia ni (cabbage looper)
Lineage: Eukaryota; Metazoa; Arthropoda; Insecta; Lepidoptera; Noctuidae
Exons: 3
Coding region: 433-1638 (401 amino acids)
Source: RefSeq, a predicted model, not a curated record